Perca fluviatilis (European perch) is the source of this 3054-nucleotide messenger RNA. Its product is annotated as vomeronasal type-2 receptor 1. The record is from RefSeq and is a predicted model, not a curated record. The coding region runs from base 1 to 2781 and encodes 926 amino acids. Lineage: Eukaryota; Metazoa; Chordata; Actinopteri; Perciformes; Percidae. Gene Ontology annotation, cellular component: membrane. Gene Ontology annotation, biological process: G protein-coupled receptor signaling pathway. Gene Ontology annotation, molecular function: olfactory receptor activity; G protein-coupled receptor activity. The transcript has 15 exons.
AUGGAAAUCUCUCGCUUUUUGCUUGGAUUAUGCGCCUUCAUCCACUUUUACAGAUCUGUUUCAGCAGAGUCCACAUGCAAGCUGAAGGCCAAGUUCAACCUGAGCGGCUACAAGAAUGUAGAGAAGAAGACGGUUGUUAUUGGGGGGAUGUUUCCUGUUCACAAGCGUAUUGCUUCCAGUGAUGGCAACACUUCAAGGGUGCCUGUGUCCUCGGGGUGUGAGGGGUUUAACUUCCGUACCUUCCGCUGGACCCAGACCAUGCUGUUUGCCAUAAACGAAAUUAACAAGAAUGACAACCUGCUGCCUGACACCGAGCUGGGCUACGUCAUCUAUGACUCCUGCUUCACCAUCUCCAAGGCCGUGGAGGGCACCCUCACCUACCUGACGGGCCAAGAUGAGGCUGUACCCAACUACCGCUGCGGGAAUGGGGCCCCUCUGGCUGCUCUGGUGGGUGCUGGGGGCUCCGACCUGUCCAUUGCCACGGCUAGGAUACUUGGACUUUAUCACUUUCCACAGGUCAGCUAUUGCUCCACUUGCUCUGCCCUGGAAAGUAAGUUCCAGUUCCCCACCUUCCUCAGGACCAUUCCCAAUGACAAGCACCAGUCUACAGCUAUUGCUCAGCUGGUGCUACACUUCGGCUGGACUUGGGUGGGCACCAUAGCGGCUGAUGAUGAUUACGGCAAGUAUGGCAUCAAAGCCUUUAAGGAGCAGGUGGAGGAAGCUGGUGUUUGCAUCUCCUUCUCUGAGACCCUGCCCAAGGUCAGUUCCCCAGGGGUCAUCCAGCGUAUUGUUAAAACUAUAGUUGAGUCCACAGCCAAGAUCAUCGUGGUCUUCUCAUCAGACGUGGACUUCAGUCCUCUUAUCCUCGAGCUGCUCCGGCACAAUGUGACCAACCGCACCUGGAUCGCCAGUGAGGCCUGGGUCACCUCCGCUCUCAUCAACCAGCCUGGGGUGAGCUCCUUGCUGAGUGGUACCCUGGGCUUUGGGGUAAAAAGGGCUGACAUCCCGGGUCUUCAGCAUCAUCUACUGAAAAUAGACCCCUAUGCUGACCCGUUCACGGAGGAAUUCUGGGAGACGUUGUUUAACUGCACAUUGAACUAUGGAAAAGCAGUGAGGGGGGUCCCUGAUGGGCUGUGUACAGGCAAUGAGUCUCUGGCACAGCUCAAUAACACCUACUCUGAUGUUUCCCAGUUACGAAUCACCUACAGUGUGUACAAAGCUGUGUACGCUGUGGCCCACGCCUUGCACAACCUGGAGCACUGUGAAAAGGGACAGGGGCCAUUCAACGGGAACGACUGUGCCAACAUCACCAACUUUGAGCCAUGGCAGCUGAUGUACUACCUGAAGAACGUGCGCUUCAAAGUACCGCACACGGGAGAAGAGAUCUACUUUGAUGAGGGGGAUGUAGAAGGCGUCUAUGACAUAAUCAACUGGCAGUUCAAUAGUAACGGGGAGAUAUCCUACGUUACUGUGGGACACUACAAUGGCUCAGCAGCCCCAGUGGGCAGGAUGAUCAUAAAGAAUAACUCCAUUCUGUGGAACAAUGAAGUGUUGGAGCCCCCUCGGUCAGUGUGCAGUGAGAACUGCCAGCCGGGCACCAGGAAGGGAAUCCGGCAGGGAGAGCCAGUCUGUUGCUUUGACUGUAUCCCAUGUGCUGAUGGAGAGAUCAGCAACUCAACUAAUGCUCGUGCGUGUAUCCUGUGCAGUUACCAAGACUGGUCCAAUGAUGCUCAUGAUACCUGUGUACCAAAAAUCAUUGAGUUCCUGGCCUUUGGAGAGCCUCUGGGGAUAACUCUCAUCAUCAUCUCAGCCUUUGGAGCACUAGUGACCAUCGCUGUCGGGGUGGUGUUUGUUGCACACAUUGGCACCCCUUUGGUGAAAGCCAAUGAUCCUCUGUUGAGUUUCUCGCUGCUCUUCUCGCUGGUGGUGACCUUCCUCUGCUCCAUCGUCUUCCUCGGAGAGCCUCAGCACUGGAGCUGCAUGACCAGCCAAGUGGCCCUGGCUCUGGGCUUUGCUCUCUGCCUUUCCUCUAUAAUGGGUAAGGCAGCAGUGUUGAUGUUGAGAGCUCGGGCUCUGAAGAAAGCCCGUGCCAUCGCCAAAGCAGCAGCCAAAGCUGCAAAGGCUGCAGCUGAAGCAGCAGCCAACAGCGGCAGUCCUGAUGUACUUGUAACCAACACACUAAACAACAAUAACACCAAUGCCUGUGCUGACCCUGAAGUUGACAGUCUCACCUGUGCCCACCAGAGGGCGAUAGCUGCUGUGGCUACAAUAAUACAGGCUGUAGCGUGUACAGUGUGGCUCGUCAUCCUCCCUCCAUUUCCCAUCCAGAACACCUCUGCCCAGAAUAUAAAGAUCAUUCUGGAGUGUGAUGAAGGCUCUGUGGUCUUCAUCUGUUGUAUCUUCGCCUAUGAUAUCCUGCUGGCUCUGCUGGCCUUCAUCUUUGCCUUCAUAGCCCGCAAACUGGAGGACCACUUCAGUGAAGCAAAGAGUGUCACCUUCGGCAUGCUCGUCUUCUUCAUCGUGUGGAUCUCCUUUGUCCCGGCGUACCUAAGCACACGUGGCAAGUUCAUGGUUGCUGUCCAGAUCUUUGCCAUCCUGGCUUCCAGCUUUGGCCUGCUGACCUGCAUCUUCCUGCCCAAGUGUUACGUUCUUUUGGUCAAACCUGAACGCAACACAGAGGAGAUGAUGAGGCCCCGCGCUAAACCACGUGAUGGGACCUCGACUGGGACCUCGGCCUCACUCGCUACAGCUGCUACGAUAGCAUCCACUGCUAUUGAUUAGUGGAGCAGUAAACUGUGCCACUGCUUCAUUGGUCAACUAGUCCAGCUGAUUAGGGUUCCUAGUCUAUUUGGUCUAUAAUUAAUUGACAAAAUAUUUUAUUAACACACCCUAGUCAAGUAUAUCUUCACAUGCGUUAGAGAGGGUUGAUUUCAGUAAACAAUAUCCAUGAGGGAAGAAAACUACUACCUCACUGAUUACUCAAAAAAGCAUUUUCAAAAACAUUGCUAUUUUAGAAGUUAGGGUCCUAAUGCCUAUAUAUGUCAAACACAACAC